This is a messenger RNA of Racocetra fulgida, 137 nucleotides long. Lineage: Eukaryota; Fungi; Glomeromycota; Glomeromycetes; Diversisporales; Gigasporaceae. The record is from the annotation of a GenBank genome assembly.
AUGGGUGAAACGUUUAUAGACUUAUAUGUAUCCUGCCCGGCAGCCAGUUGUUCAAAUACACAAAUAACUUAUUGGGUUCAUUCAACCGAUUCAGGAAAGAUGGAAAUAUCUAACCGUGCUCGUUUACGAUGUGGAAG